AAUAGGUUUCAAUUUCAUCAUCAUCAAAUAGAAUCGUCAUCAUUGGGUCGGAGAAUGAACAUGUACGGCGGACCCUCUUCCAAAUUGGGCCGCACCGGCCCAAAACGCCUCCACUCCUCUUUCCCACCGCCACCUCCUCACCGUCCGCCUUCCUCCGCCGGUUCUCGUCUAUCACUCGGUGGCUCCGCCCGGAAAACGCCGACGCCACCGGCGGUUGAGGAAACCUUCAGCCUUGUAUCCGGCAGCAAUCCCCUCGAUUUCGGCAUGAUUAUAAGGUUGGCGCCAUACCUCGUUGAAGAGAUCAAGCGCGUGGAGGCACAGGGUGGCACUGCGCGUAUGAAAUUUGAUGCCAAUCCUAAUAAUUCCAAUGGAAAUAUUAUUGAUGUUGGUGGGAAGGAGUUCAGAUUUACAUGGUCGAGGGACGGUGAUCUAUGUGAUACUUAUGAACAGCACCAACGUGGUGACGAUGGAAACGGUUUGCUUGUAGAAUCUGGGUGUGCCUGGCGCAAAGUGAAUGUACAGCGUAUCUUGGACGAAUCAACUAAGAAUCACGUCAAAAUGCGGUCAGAAGAAGCGGAACGCAAGCUCAAGUCACGCAAAGCCAUUGUCUUGGAGCCUGGGAAUCCAUCCAUGAAGAGUCAGAUAAAGGCAUCGGCAGCUGUUGAGGCUACACCAUGGAAAACUAUGAAUAAAAAGAAUGAGGCUGCACUUAAGAAAAGGAAAGUGGAAACUCUUCAAGUUGGAGGCCCCCCAAAAUCUUCCCGUAGAUCUGGAUUGAUGUCAACAAGUACCGCUGCCAAGCGCAUUCAUUCUUCUCCUCUUCCAUCUCCUCCGGAUCCUUUUGCUGCUUCUUCCUCUCCACGGGGAGCUGUAAAUAUCUCUAAAAGCCCUGAUAAUGCUGUGCCAUCACAAACGAUAGGCAAGCAAGAUGCCGUAUCUGAGAGAGAAAUUCCUACUAGGACAAACAAUGCUAUGAGGAACACACCAGGUGGCAAAGGAAAUAAUGGAUCUAAACCAGCAGAUUUGCAGAGCUUGUUAAUUUCUCUCCUAAAGGAUAAACCUAACGGAAUGACUUUCAAGGCCUUGGAGAAAGCAGUCAGUGACACACUUCCUAGUUCCAUAAAGGAUAUUGAGCCCAUUAUUAAAAAAAUUGCAAAAUACCAGACCCCUGGAAGGUAUUUUUUGAAGCCAGAAGUGGAUUCAGAAAGUUUCAAGAAACCUCAGACUGAAAUUGGAAGUUCGCCUGAAGCAAAUCAUAACCAAAUACCUGCCCGUGAAGAAUUUCAUAAUCAGACAUCAGCUCCACAGGGAGAUUUCGAAGAGAAAAUCCUAAAUGAGGAUUUGGAGGAAACAGUGCAAGUACAUUCCAAAGUGGAAGAAGAAUCAAACACAUUGGAAAAAAUUGACGUGCAACAUGCUUCACCUGAUAUCUUUGGUGACAAAAAAGGUUCUGAUUAUAGUGAAGGGAGGGCAGGCAGCUCCAGUGCUAGUGGAAGUGAUAGUGAGAGUGAAAGUGACAGUAGUGACAGUGGAAGCGACAGUGGAAGCCAUAGUAAGAGCAGAAGUAGAAGUCCUGCUGGAUCAGGGAGUGGGAGUAGUAGUGACAGUGAAAGUGAUGCAUCUUCCAGUAGCAAGGAGGGGUUGGAGGGUUCUGAUGAGGAUAUAGAAAUUUUGAGUAGCGAUGAUGAAAAAGAGCCAAAGCACAAAGCAGAAGCCUUUGAUCAAAAGAUGUCCUUACCCAUCCCAGUAAAAUCUCCUGAUGGAAGAUCUAUGCAUAAUGAGGUUGAUGAGAAGCAGGAUGGUAAUGAAUCUGAUGCAGUUGAUAUUGAAAAAGACUCACCUGUGGAACAAGAAGAGAAAAUGGCAGUAACUACGGAUACCAUUUCUGAUAAAGAUGGAAAAUAUGCAGAAAAGACAAAACCUUUUUCACCUGAUUAUCAACAGCUCCAGGAGCGCCAAAAUUUUAUAGGGAGUUUGUUUGAUGAAAGGGAAAAUGAAGUCAAAGAAAUCUCUAGGAACGAACCGGAUGACAGCUCUGGUAGGCUAUCUAAAGGGAAACAUAAGAGGGGUUCUGAGUUGAAGAACGUUGACGAGAAUUCUGAAAGUACAAAGAGGUCGAAAGCAGGAAACGCAAGUCGUGAAUCAUUUUCUCCAGGUACAGAUGUGCAGAUGUUUGAGAACUCUCGAAAUUUUUCUCCUUUCGAAUUUACUGAAGACACUGGUAAGGGCCCCAAUACACAAGUGGGGACUCGAGCUGACAGACAAGGAAACUUCAGUGUUGGUUUCCAGAAAGGAUACAAUCGAGCAUUGCCUGGAAAGUCUAUUUCAGAUUUACCACAAACUGGUCAAAGGUCCUUUGACCAAACCCCUCUAGGAAACCCUUCCUAUCCAUUGGAAAAUUCAGAUAAAGUUGGUGAAAGCAUAAGGCACAGCAGAAAACACUCAGGAAAGGACUUCCGUCCGCAUGAAGUAUCGUAUGUGCAGAAAGAUAAAUCUCACAGAGAUGUUCAAAAUGAAGAUAUUUAUGCUACUGAGAAAAAAGUCCCCAGGAAUUCCAGGGAUGGUAGUAAUGGAAAUAAGCAGUCACUAUUAUCCAUGGAUUCUUAUCACCAAAAACAAGGGGAAACGGUUGGUAAGUUAAAGGAAGGCCGACAAGGUGUGCAGUCACAUUUGAGAACAUCUCCUAAGGAUAACAACAGAUUUGAUCUUGAUAAAUCCCCUGCAGUUAAUGGGCGAGGUAUCUCACUUCAAAGAGAGCAUUCAGACUUGGAGUUGGGAGAACUUCGUGAGUCCACUCCUGACGACACCAAUGUUGCAAAGCAAUUUGAAAGAAAAGGUUCAUUUAAACAUAUGGAAAACAAAGCAAACAUUUCAGAGGACAUUAAUUCAAAUGUCACUAAAGUAAAACCUUCUUUGAAAGCAACUUUAGAUUCAGGAAAGCCAUCCUCGGUGUUUGUAAGUUCAGGUUUUCCGAGCAAUUUGGAAAACACAAAUAAAAAGAAUGCAGAUACUCAUUUUGAAGAUUCAACAAAGUCUCGUUCUAGAGUUAUGCAAACUCAUUCACAACAUAUUAAAGCAGAUAACACAGAAGUUGGAUCUCAAAACAAAUUGACAGAAAUGAGUACCAAAUUUAGAAAUAGUGAAUCCGGGGUGAGCCAAGAUAUUGAUUGGGAUGGUCGCAGUGAAAGCAAUAGAAGAGUACCUGCAAAUGGUUCUAAACAAGACACAAAACGUGGAAUGGUUUCGUACCCUGUCCGAGAAAGUAAAAGACAAACACCUAAUUCAUGUGAAGAGGUGGCUGAUGGAGGAAAGGAUUCGGUAUUUGCAGAUAGAAAUAAUAGUGACCAAAAGAAGAGAGAAUCUUCCUCAGAUGAAAAUAGUUGCUCUUACUCAAAGUAUGAAAAGGAGGAACCAGAAUUAAAGGGACCUAUAACGACUUUCUCCCAAUAUAAAGAAUAUGUGCAGGAGUACCGUGAUAAAUAUGAGAGUUACCUCUCCCUGAACAAGAUUUUGGUGGAUUACAGGGAUGAGUUUCAGAAACUAGGCGAUGAGUUAGAAUAUGCUAAAAGAAAGGGCGAUAUGGAUAGAUAUGAGGACAUUGCAGAACAAAUUAAGGAUUCCUAUAGGCGAUGCGCUUCUAGACACAAGAGACAGAAGAAAAUAUUUAUAGUGCUUCAUGAAGAACUGGCGAAUAUUAAGCAAAGGAUCAAAGACUUUGUUCAGUCGCAGAGAGACUGAAAAUACAGGAGUACAAUUUUUUUAUUUUAUUUUUAUUUUUAUAAUUUUUAUAUUUACAUAAAUUUAAAUAUGCUUAUCAAAACUUUAGAACUUUUGGGUGAUAGAUGAAGUACAUCUGUUAGAUGAAUUCUUUUGCAGAUUGUAUGUGCGCUAGCUUUUAGUACAAAUUUUGGUAGAGCCGUAUAUUUGUACAUAAAUUGACUUUGUUUAUGCAUAGGUCUGAGACUUAUUUUUGGCUUAGCUUA
Cicer arietinum (chickpea) is the source of this 3983-nucleotide messenger RNA. RefSeq lists its product as uncharacterized. Lineage: Eukaryota; Viridiplantae; Streptophyta; Magnoliopsida; Fabales; Fabaceae. The record is from RefSeq and is a predicted model, not a curated record.